AUGGCACGCCCAGAAUACAUUAUCGAGCACAUGGAGGAGGAGGAGCCGGGGGCGCCGGCCAAGUUCCCGCCGUGGGCGCUGCUCGAGUACCGUCAUAUGCUAUACCAUGUCGGCGCAGGCUCGACCGUGCACUUUACGUCGCUGUCCGAGGCGUCGCUCGACGCGCUGGAAGAGGCGUUCGCGCAGCCCCUGCGCCCGCUCACGCAGGAGCCGGCCAAGUUUGAGCUGCACUCCAAGUCCAUCACGACGCUCGCCAAGGAGCGCAACUGGGCGCUGGAGCAGAUCUGCCUGCUCGAUCCCAAGGCGCCGCUGCCGCUCUCGGUGUGCGACGCGGGGAUCCACACUUCCUCCGCCGAGGCCGCGGGGAAGAAGCAAAAGCCCUUUACGCACUUUCUCUUUGGCGGCAUCCUCGGCGACGACCCGCCGCGCGACCGCACCGCGUCGCUGCGCGAGCUCGGCUUCCCCGGCCGCCAUCUCGGCAGCGUCCAGAUGUCGACCGACACCGCGCUCGGCGUGACGAAGCGCGUCGUGGAGGACGGCGCGCGCCUCGGCCUUGCCGAGAUCGAGGGCGCAGCGGGCGCAGACACGGCGCAGGACGGUGUCUCGUCGCUGACGUUUAUCGACUCGCCGACGCUCGACUUUGGCCGCGGCGAGUCGGUCGAGCUGCCGUACCGCUACUUGGACGCGGGCGAGAAGCAGCCGCUCAUGGCGCCGGGCAUGCGGGCGAUCAUCUACAACGACUUUAACCGCUCGUUUGAGUUCUAG
Molecule: messenger RNA, 765 nt
Organism: Malassezia japonica
Lineage: Eukaryota; Fungi; Basidiomycota; Malasseziomycetes; Malasseziales; Malasseziaceae
Exons: 1
Coding region: 1-765 (254 amino acids)
Biological process (GO): peptidyl-arginine methylation
Molecular function (GO): protein-arginine omega-N monomethyltransferase activity
Source: RefSeq, a predicted model, not a curated record